This is a messenger RNA of Helianthus annuus (common sunflower), 1226 nucleotides long. RefSeq names its product mitochondrial amidoxime reducing component 2. Lineage: Eukaryota; Viridiplantae; Streptophyta; Magnoliopsida; Asterales; Asteraceae. Bases 84 to 1049 code for a protein of 321 amino acids. The transcript has 8 exons. Gene Ontology annotation, molecular function: pyridoxal phosphate binding; molybdenum ion binding; catalytic activity. The record is from RefSeq and is a predicted model, not a curated record.
AUAAUUUGUUUGUGCAUGAAGCCACCGUCCUUUUAGCAACCACUACAACUUUACACACGCCACUCCUCUAGAGAGAGAAAAAGAUGGCGGAGGAGAGAACACACGGAAGCUCAGUCGCAGUCGCCUCUGCCGGAGCACCACCGACGGUGAAAUCAAUCUUCAUUUAUCCGAUCAAAUCAUGCAAGGGCAUUUCUGUCUCAAAAGCACCUCUUUCUCCUACAGGGUUUGUGUGGGAUCGUCAUUGGGUGGUGAUUAACUCGAAAGGCCGAGGCUACACCCAAAGGGUCGAGCCUAAGCUCGCUUUGGUUCAAGUGGAGCUACCCCUCGAGGCUUUUUCUUUCGGUUGGGAGCCCAACAACUCUUCUUACUUGGUGGUACGUGCUCCCGGGAUGGCUGAGCUCAAGGUCUCACUAGCUAAACCAGAUUUACGGUCUGAUGGAGUAUCGGUCUGGGAAUGGUCAGGCUCGGCCUUGGAUGAGGGAGAUGAGGCUGCUAAAUGGUUCACUGACUUCCUCGGGAAACCUAGCCGCUUGGUACGCUUUAAUGAAGAGUCAGAGACGCGACCCACUGACCCUCAUUAUGCUACUGGAUUCAAUGUGAAAUUUCCAGAUGCUUUCCCCUACCUUUUAAUCUCCGAGCCUUCAUUGGAUGCGUUGAACGAGCAACUAAAGGAGCCAGUCAGCAUAAACCGAUUUAGACCCAACAUCUUUGUGAGUGGUUGUGAACCAUUUGCUGAGGACCUCUGGAAACAAAUCAAAAUUAACGAGUUGACUUUUCGAGGCAUCAUGCUUUGCCCCCGUUGUAAGGUACCCACUAUCGAUCAAGAGGACGCGACAAUAGGAAGUGAACCAAGGAAAACCAUGAUGAAGUUCCGAUCUGCUGAAGCCUUGGAAGUGAACACCGCAACCACCAAAUAUAAAGGACAGCCUUACCUAGGGCAGAUGCUGGUGUGUGAGGAUCAUAAGACCAACAAAGGGAAGAUUGUGAGUGUUGGAGACAUUAUUGAGGUGGAAAAGGUAUUCCCUUCAUAUGCAGAUGUUGCAGUUUAAACUCUCCUGGCUUUCAAAACUAAUUAAUAUGUGAAGUCUGCUAGUUGUUCUUUGUUCCAUGAAUACACAGAAUCUUGCUAAAUGAAUAAUAUGUAAUGUCUAGGAGUUCUUGGAUCUUUGUACAAAUUUUCAACGAAUAAUGGUGAAAACUAUUUAAGUUGAUUGUUAUAAUUUAAA